UCCUUGUCAUGUACUCCCUCCGUCUCACUAUGAUUGUCUCAUUUUACUUUUUCGGGAAAUUACACUAAGAUUGUCUCAUACCAAAUUUGAUAAAGUUUGUGUGGCUCUAAAUGGAUUGGCUCGACUCACGAGUUAGAUUGGUUGGGUUAGGAUUAGAGAAAUUCUAGCCCGUCAGUAAACGGGUUGGCUCGACUCAACCCACAUAAAACAUAACCCGUCACGGGUCAUGUCGGGUUGGCCCAUUUGACGGCUCAAUACGUAAGAUACACCUUGAUCAGACUAUCUUUGCCUUGCAAACAUCUUCACAAGCUAAAUAUGUGAUCCAAGUGGAACUGGAACUCAUGGACAAAGCUGUCUUCUAGAAAAUAGCAUCUGGAUUUUCUAACUUAAAGGGGUAGUUAGACACUUCUCCCCAGAUCGAGACGCUCCCCUUGCUCCGGUAUGGGUUGUCCUGGAGGAGUGCAAUUUUGUACACCCCCACUAAGGAGGGUGAACAUAACCCCUGUAAAGUAUUGCCUUGCCACAUGGCAUGCAAAAAGGGGUGGGGUGAACAUCACCCUCUCAAAAGAGGGUGAACAAAAUUGUUCUCGUCCUGGAGGGCCUCCCGAUUCAUCUCCAUGAUGUUCGGGCCCUCUAUUCAAUUGCAGGUUUGCUGGGUAGGCCACUUAGAAUAGAUACCCCAACUGCAAAUUUUUCAAGGCCAUCCAUGACUAGAGUGUGCAUUGAAUUAAAGCUGUCUGGUUUUUUCCCAGACUGUUGGAUACGAAAAUAUUCCUAUUCUUUGCCUUACUUGCUCCAGAUUUGGCCAUUCAUGUAGUAAGGCAACUGUUUCCGACCCUCCACCGAUGAUGCCACAAGCUGAGGUCACUGCUGCGAAAUUACAGUCCCUUGUGCGAAUGGUGGAAAUGUAAUGGCACCUGCUGUUAUUGAUCUCUCCCCUAAUGCUGUUGUCUUGGAAAACCCUCCGUAUGAGGCUUGUGAAUCUGCCCUUGAGAAUGCUCAAAAUGAAACUGGAACCAAUAUGGUUCAAAGUAAUGUUGCCUACACGAGUUCCAUUCUGAUACCAGGAAAUGAUGAAAUAAUUUCUGAUCCUACAUCAAAAAUAAUUUCUGAUCCUCCAAUGGGCAAUCUGGUUUUUUCCAGACUGUUGGAUCCGAAAAUAUUCCUAUUUUUUGCCUUACUUGCUCCAGGUUUGGCCAUUCAUGUAGUAAGGCAACUGUUUCCGAAAUGUAAUGGCACCUGCUGUUAUUGAUCUCACCCCUAAUGCUGUUGCCUUGGAAAAACCUCCGUAUGAGGCUUGUGAAUCUGCCCUUGAGAAUGCUCAAAAUGAAACUGGAACCAAUAUGGUUCAAAGUAAUGUUGCCUACACGAGUUCCAUUCUGAUACCCGGAAAUGAUGAAAUAAUUUCUGAUCCUCCAAAAGAUGAUGUUACACAUAAAUCUGUCCCAACUACUGGCCCCGAAAGAUCUGACGCUAACGACUUUGUCCCUCCUAUUUCCAAUGACGAGACCUUCUCUGAUGAGGCACCCCUGUUUUUUUGUAGGGAAUUUCCACCUUCUUUUUUGGAAGUUGCCAAGAGACAUCUCACUAUCCAACAAAUGAACAUGGGAAGAGAUUUCUUGGAGAUAGCUAGGAAACUCCAUAGCAAUGGGAAUGGAAGCUUGGAUGCAACUUCCUCAUGUCUCCCAUAUACACCUAUAAAUAGGGAGUGUAUUGUUGUUCAUUUGUAUCAGUUUAGAAAGUGAGAAAAGUGUGUGAAGAGUGAAAUACACUUAGAGUAGAAGUGUAUUGGUGAGGAUUGGUUUUUUGUAAUAGUUGAGUGUGAGAGUUUGCUCCUCCUAUUGUAAUUCUGUUCUUGAUACUGAAUAGAAGAAUUUUCCAAUCCCAACAAGUGGUAUCAGAGCGAGGUUGAGUUUCCAUACACUGUUUUCUCAUUUUCAGAUAAAUUUCUACAAGUUAGAAAAUCGUAAUUUUUGAAGUGGCUCGGAAUCACGAUCUGAUCAUACCGUUAGAUUCGUCUCGUUGAGACGAGAAAUCUGGUAUUUUUAGGGAAUUUUUUGGCUAUCGGAAGAGGCCGUACGGGCCGCCCAAAUGCCGCCUGAAAACUGCCUGCGUCAUCACUGUGUCAUCACGCAGUCCAGAGGAAGAAGACGAUCCACGUCAGAUGCCACGUCAUCGCCGCGUUGGGCCACGUCGUGCCGAGUCAUCGGCCACGUCAUCCACCCGAGUCGUCCGUUGUGAGCCACGUCAGAUGCCACGUGGCUACACGUCAUCGCCACAUCAGCGAGGAAGCAGAGCCACGUCAUCCGCCUGCUGGGCUCCAGGCUGGGCUGCUGCCUGAACCGGACCAAACCGGUUCGUAGUUGUGGAGGCCGGUUCACCCAUUUCCAGACCGGUUUUGGACGAGGUCAGACCGGUUCCUACCAUUUUCGGCCAUUCCGGAUCCAACGGUGAGCUCCGUUUGUCCAAAUUCGGCUUCGAAAAUAAGGUACGAGAUAUAUUGAGUGUUUUAUUAUGGAUAAAUCAUCAUUGGACAUCAUGAUUGCGCUCACUUCCACAAAUUACAAUAUGUGGAAGUCUCGAAUGGAGGAUUUGCUAAAUUUGAGGGAUUUAGCCGAUCCUCUUGAUAAUAAUGGCGUGAAACCGGAUAAAAAGACGGAUGAAGAAUGGACAAAAAUGAAUCGAAAAAACUGUCGCACAAAUUCGACAGUGGAUAGAUCAUAGUGUGUUCCACCAUGUUGCGCAAGAACAAAGUGCUUGCACACUAUGGGAGAAGCUUGGUAGCAUGUAUCAAGCAAAAACCGCCAGAAAUAAGACGUUACUAAUGAGGAGAUUAGUAAACUACAAGUUACGAGGAGGUAUUUCGGUGUCAGAACACACCAGUCAAUUCCAGGAUCUUGUGAAUCAGUUGAGCACCACCGGAUGGGUUCUCAAAGAUGAAGAGCAGGCGAUACUACUCUUGAGUUCUCUACCUGACAGCUGGAAGACUCUUGUUGUCACUCUUAGCAAUUCUGCUCCCAAUGGCAAGGUGACUAUGCAGAUGGUCACAGACGCCCUUAUGAACGAAGAAGCCCGAAGAAAAGAAGCCGGGACUGAACAAUCAUAUGCCUUCGUGUCAGAAACCAAUAGACGAGGGGGAGGCAGAAAUGGAGGAAGAAGUCGAAGUCGAGGUAGAGGCCAAGGUCAAAACAGAGGAAAUUCUCAAGUUCGCGGCAGAUCGCAAGAACGAGGUAUGUCCCAUGAAAACAAUACUUGGUUUGAAGGAUAUUGUAAUUACUGUGGUAAUUAUGGGCACAGAAAAAGAGAUUGUAGAAAGUUUCUACGAGAGCAGCCACAAACGGGUCAAAAUACUAGCCAAGAAGAUGCUGAGUGAGAUCAUGGUUAGUUUGUCAUUAGACGUGUGUCUUGUUACACAUGGUGAACAAGAAUGUUUACACGUAGGUACUCAUGAUGUUAAGUGGGUGAUUGAUACAACCGCAUCAUUUCACGCCACUCCACACCAGAACUUAUUCACAUCUUAUAAGUCAGGAGACUUUGGAGUUGUGAAGAUGGGAAACACCAGUUUCUCAAAGAUUGUUGGCAUUGGUGAUGUGCACAUAACAACCAAUGUCGGAUGCGCACUUGUGUUGAAAGAUGUUCGACACGUUCCGGAUCUUAGAUUGAAUCUUAUCUCCGGUACAGCUCUGGAUCAGCAAGGAUAUCUUAACAGAUUCAAAGAAGGUACAUGGAAGUUAUCUAAAUGUUCCUUGGUUGUUGCAAGAGGCCAUAAUUGUGGUACUGUUUAUAAAACUCAUGCAAAGUUGUGUCAUCCAAGUCUCAAUGCUGUUGAAAAAGAGAUAUCACCAAACUUGUGGCACCGGAGGCUCGGCCACUUGAGCGUGAAGGGAUUGACAACUCUUGCUAGGAAGGAAAGCAUUUCCAUGGGCAAAGGUGUUGCCCUAGAUCCAUGUGAGCACUGUCUAUUCGGGAAACAACACAGGGUUUCCUUCAGUUCUACCAGGAAGAAUCAUUCAGAGUUACUCAGUCUUGUACACUCUGAUGUAUGCGGACCCAUUGAAGAGGAGUCACUUGGAGGAAGCAGAUACUUCGUGACAUUCAUUGAUGAUGCAUGACGAAAGGUAUGGGCUUACUGUUUAAAGAGUAAAGAUCAAGUGUGUGAUCGCUUCAGAUUAUUUCAUGCCAUGGUAGAAAGAGAAACUGGGAAGAAGCUGAAGUGUCUAUGUUCAGACAAUGGAGGAGAGUACACUUCCCGGGAGUUCUCAGCAUAUUGCGCCGCAUAUGGAAUCAGACAUGAGACGACGGUUCCACGAACUCCGCAACACAAUGGUGUAGCCGAAAGAAUGAAUCGGACCAUUAUGGAGAAAGUUCGUUGCAUGCUGAGUAUGGCUAAACCACCUAAGUCAUUCUGGGGUGAAGCUGUGCUGACAGCUUGUUAUCUUAUAAACAGGUCACCUUCUGUUCCUUUAAACUUUGAAGUGCCAGAGAAGAAACGGUCAGGAAGAGAUGUUUCUUACUCUCACUUGAAAGUGUUCGGGUGCAAGGCAUUUGCACAUGUGUCCAAGGAGUUGAGACAGAAGCUUCAUCUCAAGUCAAACCCAUGCAUUUUCAUCGGGUAUGAUGAUGAAGAAUUCGGAUACCGGUUGUGGGAUCCCGAAGUGAAGAAAGUUGUACGAAGCAGAGAUGUUGUAUUUCAUGAAAACGAGUUUCAUGUGUGUGCUCCAAUAAUCCGCCAAUAACAUACUCCAGAAGACGAAGUGCCUGUAUCAUCAAGCAUUCCUCUCAGCGACGAGGAGAUGCAUGAUAUUACUGAACAAGAGAGUGAUGGUUCAGUAGGUGAUGAUGAUGCUCACAGUGAUGAAAUUCCCCAGCAGGGGGAGCCUUCAUCUGAAGAUGAAGCUAAAGGUAUUCAUGUUCGACGUUCUAUGCGAGGCAUAGUUCCACAGAGAAAGUAUUCCACAUCCGAAUGGAUACUUGUCAGCGAGGGGGAGCCAGCGAGCACCUCAGGAAUGAGAGAAACAAAGAAAAAGGUGGAGGGGGGGAUUUGUAGGGAAUUUCCACCUUCUUUCUUGGAAGUUGCCAAGAGGCAUCUCACACCUUCUAGGAAGGAGCUAUCCAACAAAUGAACAUGGGAAGAGAUUUCUUGGAGAUAGCUAGGAAACUCCAUAGCAAUGGGAAUGGAAGCUUGGAUGCAACUUCCUCAUGUCUCCCAUAUACACCUAUAAAUAGGGAAUGUAUUGUUGUUCAUUUGUAUCAGUUUAGAAAGUGAGAAAAGUGUGUGAAGAGUGAAAUUAAUACACUUAGAGUAGAAGUGUAUUGGUGAGGAUUAGUUUUUUGUAAUAGUUGAAUGUGAGAUUUUGCUCCUCAUAUUGUAAUUUUGUUCUUGAUAUUGAAUAGAAGAAUUUUCCAAUCCCAACAUUUUUCACACUAUUGCAAGUACAAUAGAACCACCUGAUAAGGAUGUAUGCCUCGACGAUUUCACAGAAGUGAAGACGAGAAGAAACACAUACAAGAACUUUACUGAUGGAGACAGCCAGCUGUAUUACGCAGUCGGAUACGCAUUACCAGAAGCCAAUCCCGAAGGCCUCAGGAUCCGCAAAAACUCGCCGCAGCACUCAAACGAUUCAAAGCAAAAAAACCGGAAGCAACUUUCUACAGGCCCUACCUUCAAAAGACUAUAAAAUUUCAUAAUAAAUACAACAGACCUAUCUCAACUUCUGUUGGGAUGCCCACAAAAAAUUUCAAUUGCUGAAGUUGUACCUUAUUUUCAUUAACUUUUUCAUUCUUUGUACUUCUCUGUUUACUCCUUAUUGUAACUCUCCUUAAGCACAUGUAUUAAAAUAAUGUUAAAUAAAGAAUUAUUUACAAAAU
Messenger RNA from Cuscuta epithymum, 5868 nucleotides. The record is from the annotation of a GenBank genome assembly. NCBI's taxonomy places the organism in Eukaryota, Viridiplantae, Streptophyta, Magnoliopsida, Solanales, Convolvulaceae.